Messenger RNA from Porites evermanni, 16439 nucleotides. The record is from the annotation of a GenBank genome assembly. Lineage: Eukaryota; Metazoa; Cnidaria; Anthozoa; Scleractinia; Poritidae.
CAGAGCAAUAUUGCCCUUUUCAAGCCAACAAAUCAGUCAACUGAAUACAGUGAUUCGCUUUCGAAAUCCUACCCUGCUAGCAAUGCAGUGGAUGGAAAUAGGGGCACAUACAUCGGAAAAUGUACACACACUCGAAAAGAAAACAGUCCUUGGUGGAGAGUAGACCUGGGGCGAGUAGAGCCUGUAGCUGAAGUGAAUAUACUCAACAGAGACUCAAACGCAGCCAGAUUGGAUGGAGCUGAGAUAAGAGUGGGUAGGUAAUAAGUGUGGGAGAUGCUGUGAUCAGUUGCUUUACCUUGUUCAAAAGUGUUCCUUGUUGAUUUUGAAAUAUUUGAAUUAACUGAAAUUAUUUUCCAUUGGCUUUUAUGUUAAGAUUUCACAGAAGAAAAGUAUGUGAAAGUGACCACUGUGUUUUGUAAAAGUGUACAUGUAUUUAAUAUCAUUAGCAUUCAAUUGUAACGGCUUUGAUUGCCUCCUUCAGAGCCGGAUUUAAUCUUUUGAUCUUAUGUAUUUCCGCUAGGCUGAUAAUUUACACGUGAUUCCAAAAUAGUUAUAGUCUUACCUGAAACCGUGUUUUAGUUAGUUGGCCUUUGUCUUGCUACUGGACUCAUCAGGAGUAUCAGUCAAGUAAGAAGUAAGAAUACUGAAAGUUCUGGAGGAUCGGCAAGGCGGGACUGUUAUGUAAGUGAUUGUUACUCUCUUCUAAGGUUCAGUAAAUUUAAGUUUAAGAUUUUGUUUAGUAUUUUCGCUAGUUUUAACCGCAGUCUUGCAAAUUCAAGUUUUGUUCACGUUGCAUGGCUUGAUAAUAUGGUUUUGUGGAUUAUUGGUCAAUACUCUUACUGUCUAUCCAUUUAGCCUUUGUGGCGUAAUAUUUAGAUUUUGGAUUAUCGUGCGUCGUACUUCUGAUUUAGCUCACUAUGUAUCAGUGGAAUGAUUAGAAUGCUACUGCACCCGUAUUUCAGCACGCUCAUUGGCUGAGAGCACGUCAAUUUAUCCCAAAUAGUGCAGAAAGUUGAAGUUUUUUGUGUGCAAAUAGACUUGAGUUGAAAUUGAGUGCAGAAAGUUGAAAUUAAAUUGAAUGUCAGCUAAGGUGAGUUAAGGGUCUGUCAGUAGAAUAAUCGACAACUUCUUUAUGUAAUUUGUUUUUUUUCGGUAAAGAUGAAGAACGUACAAACAGACGUAAAUCACAAGCCAUGUAACCAUAAAGCCAUUCUGAUUUCAGCAGCUUCUUUCACGCGACAUUUUGAUCCACACACCAAGAAAGAAACCACAAGAAACAAAAGCCAUAUAACAAAUUGCAAAAUUCUUGACUGACAAUCAAACAUGAAAAAUGUCUUAAAACAAAAACACUAAGUUUUCUUUACAACUCCUUUUUUAUUUACAGUCAGAAAACUGUUUAAAAAAGCUUGUGUAUUUUCAACACGAGGCCAUACAUCGUCUCAAAUUUAUCUACCGAGUCAUGACCGUAAGAAAAUUAAAAUAGUUAUGCCCGCCGUUAAACGAGACAAAAAAAAAACAUGUAAUAACUCAAACUCACUUGGGAUGCAACUCCUGAAAGCUAGUAAGUGAGAUUUGCAUAGAAACGCUUUAGUUUUCUCUGUUACUCUGCUGUGAAAGCCUGCAUGAAAUUUCUUCUAAAAACAGCCAUCAAUCGAACCACAGUUGCGACGCUUUCCUCAACCAAAACCCAAAUAAACAAACCACAACAUUGCGGAUCCAGGGGGAGGGUUGAGUGGGUUGCAACCCCCUCUUUGGGAAGUUUUUUAAACUUGUCUGGUUACCCAUGUCUAUCCCUUUUUCAUACCAAUAAUAAUAUUAUAAGUUAUAUUUUAAGUUCCAGUCCAAUCGGUCAUUACAAGAAGACUGUUGCUAUUCCUCUUCUUGAAUUGACUCCUUAAUUAUCCAAAUGCAAGAUCGAUUUUGUGACGAAGAUCGCCACGCCCACCAUCUGCUUUGUCUCGUGCCAUCGAUUAUAGUAAAUACGUCACUGCACCUGGAUCGGAUAAAGUAAAAGGCGCACUGUUCUGGGAGAAAGACAUUCCAUUUCUGAAAUCCCUUGGAAAUGAGGUACGAAGAUGGAAAACACUCUGGCAGUCAACAGAUAGGGAGCUUCUAAACAACCUUUUAUUAGCACUUUACGAAUGUACAUUUCCAAACAUCUAUCACCUUCUGGUCGUUACCUGCCCCUAACGAUCACAAGCGGAGAAGCUGAGUUGUCGUUUUCACUGAUGAAAUGAAUCAAGACCUGCUCUAGGUCAACAAUGGAGCGAUUCUCUGAUCUCGCAGUGAUCGUCAUGCACUACUCCGAGAGAUUCGAGGUACGGUAGACGAGAAAUGCGAAGCCUUUGUAAAGGCUCAUCCAAGAACGCUCUGUCUCUGUCUCUGAAAACUGUCUGAUUUGACCUGUCCGAUUACCAGAAGCUUGUUAUCGGACAGGUCAAAUCGGACAGUUAAAGAACCAAUGAAAACCAAGUAGCAAAUGCCACAAGCCAUUUGACCACAUAGCACACGAUAACCAAUCAAAAUCAAUGAAAAAAUAGUGACCAGGUAAGCUGUCCAACUUCAAGUGGAAAAGAAAAAUGGAUGAAACUAACUGGUCCACUGACUUUUAUUCACAUUAAUAAAUAUUCCAAAACUGAGAUUGUCGCAUUUUGUUAUUGGCACAAUUAAUAGGGGAUAGGACUUCGUGUCAUACACCACUCAGUCCUAUUACCGUUAGUAAUGGUGCCUCAAAUUCCUCUGAAACAAAAUGAAGAAAAUCUACAUAUUCAAACAUAACCCUAAUCUUCCCCACCCUCCCCAAUUCGCAGCCUCCCCCCUCCCCCAUUCCUUGGCCCUGGGACGUUUGCCUUGAACUCUCGAUCAAACUUGCAACCCCCUCUUUGAAAAAAUUCUGGAUCCGCCCCUGUACAACAAAGGAAUCUUGUUAGCAGAUGUUUAUAUUUCCGUCGCGGCAGUGGAAAAACAUGGCGAAUUAAAGACGCAAAAUCAGCCAGAAUGACAAAAGGCUUUAGUUUUCUAUAAACAAAUUUCUAGCUGCUGCGUUUUUAUCCAUCAAUAUUCGCCUGUCAAAAUUUUGACCAAUCUUGGUCGAGAUUGUCACUUGUAGGCGGGAAGAGGAAACUAUGACAAACGCUCCGAGGUGACAUAUUAUUAACAACUAAUCACAUGAUUUUUCUCGUGCAAUUUGAGCUAAAACAGCACUCGUAAGUUUUUCAAAGACCACAAAUUGCACCCGCCCUGGGGGCUUGUGCAAUUUGGUUGGUCUUUGAAAAAUUUGCUUGUUCUGAUUUAUCCCAAAUUGUGGUCGAAAUCAUGCAAUUACCUAUACAUAUUGUUAUUGUUUCAGUUUACAAUGUGAUCUUGGAUUCGUGGAUGUUGUGAUAAAUUAAGAUUGAUUCAAGGAGAGCGUCCGUAAAGUACAUCCCCGUAAUCGUACGUAAUUUAUCGCGUCGAACCCGAACAAGUUGGUUCUUAAGGCUUUUCGGGCGCCGAUCCGUUACAAGCAGUUUCCUCCUACAUGGUUACGUUCAUGUAAAGUCAAAUUCCCACAGAUUCUAUUUGAGUGAGCCAAUACAUACAUAGGGCUCCUAUUGAUAACAGAUAUACUUUUAAGUAUUCUGAAGGGAUUACCCUAGUUAAAUAAAGGUUUACUACUACUACAUCAAUGUAAAGGUUUUGCAAGUGAGAUUGCAGCACUCCCCUGAUCUUGAAGUGAAUGCCAAGAUCGUUUCUUUGUUACCUUUUCAACUAUUAUUGUACAUAAAUUGUGUUCAAAUACUGCAGUUAAUGUUACCUCAUAUUUUCUUUUAUUCGCUUUGCAAGGAAAUAAAACAGCAAGUGGAGGAGCAGACAACAGUCUUUGUGCAAAUAAGAUACAAAUCCCAGCAGGAAGUUCCAAGACAUAUUCCUGUAGUCCCAAAGCAUAUGGCAGAUAUUUGUACAUCAGAUUGCCUAGCCGUAAAAUGUGGUUGACGCUCUGCGAGGUUGAAGUUUAUUCCUAUCUUAAAACAGAAAGUAAGAGCGCUUUUCGUUCCUCCUGUUUAUUUUAUAGGUAUGCAUGAUGCUUGUGUGUGUAUCUUUUGCCUUUUACUAAAAAAGUAAUCAGUUUUAAAAAUCGUUUUGUAUAGUUCACAUAUAAAACGUUUCUGUAUUUUUUUAAUCAAUCUGUUCAUUUUUCUUUUGUGGUGUUUGCCUAAUUUGAUACAGUUAUGUGAUAAAUUCUUCUUACCAAGGGAAUUCAGUUGGUAACAACAGUUUCAACAGUGUAAAAUAUUUUAAAUUUCCUUAAAUUUAACUUUACUAAGGUAAGGUGCAUUGUAUUUUUUGUUACUUUACAUCAUUCUUAAUAUUGUCCACGAUAAUCAGCCGGGAAAACCUUGAGAAAUAAGGGGGCGUCUUUUAGUGUAUACUGUAUUGUAUCUUAAGCAGAAUUCAGUGAAUAUGAAUUGAUUAAGUAUGAGGAAAUUCGUGCCCGAGUUCUUGGUGAGUUGACGACGUGUGCGAUCACCAAAUGACAUAAUACAAAAGACUGAAGAGACACGGACAAUACCCAAACCACAACAAGGUAGCUAACUUUCCGCCGCCGAUCAAGAGUUACGUCCUACUCGCUCAGUGUUCGCGCACUUUUUUGGUUUCGGCUCAACAUGGGUUUACUUUAAGUUCAGCUGAUUUGUUCAUUAGCUAGAUUUGACGGCGUCGAGAUUGGUCAGAGUAUUAGCUUUGGUUUGAAUUCAUACUACACUCAUUCUAAAACCGCGAAUAGGUUAAACUGGGCACCCUCACGUCACUGUAUAUGAAGGAACAGCGGUCGAUCUGAAGCGAGUAUUUUUUGAGCUUGUAAAAUGAAGUGUAUGAAUGGAUGAUUAAGUGGUCAGGAGCCAAGAUGGACGUUAAAUUUUAAGCUCACACUUCUUACCUUAAUAAGUCGUUUUUCCACAGUCCUUUUAUGGAUAGUUUUCACUGAAAUUAUGCCAAACGAGACAGUUUCUUCACUGAAGCAACAAAAUCAAGAUAUAAAGGAUAAAGUCGACGCUCUUUCGAAGGAAAUAGCACAGCUGAAAGAGUAAGUUCAUGUCGACUGGGCCAUUACCUCUGGUGCUGAAGUAACCGCUACCUUUGGAAAUAGCAGCCAUAAUGCUUCGAAUGAUGAAACCGUGUCUCGUAGUCUACAAUAUCGGAGCGACGAAUACGACGACCUGUCGGCCUCUAAUUCUGAUGCCGUUAAUCAGCUCAAGGCAUUACGCCUUAAUCAGCGCAACGGUGAAGUUACACGUGUUGGCAACCUCAUUGACGAGGUUGAGGAAUAGAGCUACCAACACAAUAAUUGGCCUGCCAGAGAAAAGCAGUGAAACCGCAUCUGAAACAGGCGCCCUGUGCGUAAAAUUAUUCCAGGAGUUGGGGAGAGAAGUGUUUCUGUCGGACAUUGCUCAUCGCGCCCCCGCGAGGCAGCAAAAUGGCGCCCCGAAACCCACCAUCUGCAAAUUCGUGAGACACCUCGCAAAAGUAAGUGCCUCUCAAGUCAACCCAUCAAACAUCGAUCUGUCUGCUGAUAGUGUUCUCGAUAGACUCAAAAUCUUCGAUCACCUCACCCCCUAAAAACAAAACCUGUUGUUCGAAGCGAAGAGAUUUAAAGAACAGAACCAAUACCGCUUCUUUUGGGCCAAGAAUUCCACUAUUUAUUUACGGGAAGAAUGAGGGUUCCCGACAAGAUAAAGGAAAUUGGUAGUCUACGGCGAUUUGCUUCGGAGACCUGACAUUAUGAAUUUAAAGUCUUGUGAUUAAGCCCCUUUUCCUGUUUUUAUCAUGAAUUGUCAGUUCAGUAAUAACUAAGAUUAUAAACCUUUCAAUGGAACCUGGAAUACUUUCUACUGAUUUGAAAGUGGCUAGUGUCAAACUAUGGCACUGCUAAAGAAGAAAUCUAUGAGCUCUGGUAAAUUCAAGAAUUUUAUUGGAAGUUGGGUUUUCUGUCUAAAGUAGUCGAGAAAUGUGUUGCCAAGCAGGUUACUGAUUAUUUAGAUGCCAAUGGUCUCAAUGUCUUAUAUCAAUCAGCGUUCAGGAAACUUCACAGCACUGAGACGGUCUUAAUCCGUGUCCAUAAUGAUAUCGCAAUUGCCUUAGAUCAGAAAAGAUCAGUGAUUUUGCUGCUCCUUGAUCUUUCCGCGGUAUUUGAGACUUUGGAUCACUCUAUCUUACUUUCACGCCUUUCUCGUCGAUUGGAAUUGGUGGUACGGCAUUGGAAUGGUUUCGAUUGUAUUUGCAUGUAUUUGAUGACUUACAGAAAAGUAGGCGCCAAAGGUAACUGGAAUUUUUGACGACAAUCAUGAGUUAACCCCUUCGAAAAAAUGCAGAUUUUUCGACCAUAGUAAAAUGACACUUUUAUCGUCUAAAAAGACUCAUUUUGAGAAAACAACAUCAUCAGACAACAAAUUAAGCCUAGGUCUCUUUUGCGAAAAAAAAAAUGCUCGAAAGAAAUUUGGAAUAUUUGACCAGAAUCAUUUGUUAACCUCUUUGGAAAAAUGCAAAUUUUUCGACGAUAGUAACGUGAAAGGUGUUGGCUUGCAUAUUAAAGAUUCUCUGAAAUAUAAGACGUAUCUGAUGAAGCCUUCCAGUCACUUUGGAUCGAAAUCGAAACGUCUGUAUGAAGCCAAAAAUUGACAAUAGAUUACAAACGAGAAGUGGAUGUACUCGGCGUAGUUCAAUAUGGAAGCCAUUAUACUUUCAUCCCUUUCAUACUUUUCUUAUGUUGUUGUUGUUGUUGUUGUUGUUUUUUUUAAUAAAACAGGAAGGAACCCCAGAUCAAAGCAAUAACAUUGUUCGUUGAGCCUAUACCUUCUACGUUAAGAAUAAUAACACGAUAAUAAUUCUUCCUCCUUUUUUUCAUAAACUUAGGUUGUGUACUUUUAUAUCUAUAUAAAUAUAUAUAUAUUUUUUUUUAGGUUGUGUAUUUGAUCCAGUAGGAGUGUCGGAUAGUAGCGUUAUUUCUAAUCAGAGGUUUUCAGCUUCGUCAUCUCUUAGCGGCCGCAAUCCAUCUGAUGGCCGAUUAAAAGGAACCAAUGCCUGGAUUCCUGCCACAAACAAUGAUAACAAUGAUUUCCUGCAGAUCGAUCUGGGAUCUCUUUACUUUGUUUGUGGAGUAGCAACACAAGGAAAUCCAAAUAAUGAUCAAUGGACAAAAACAUACAAGAUAAAGACGUCCCUGGAUAAUGACGUGUGGACAUUCUACUCUGAGGGUGGUUCCGAAAAGGUACAUCCUUUUUCGUCCUAGGUGAAGUAAUAGCGAAAUUAUAAUCGUGGAGACACUAAGUAAUAAAGGAUUAUGUUUACCUCUUAGCCUUGAGAAAACAGGAUUUCACAUGCCGAAGUUGCUUUCGUCCCCUUUCUCUCCCUUCCAUUCGCUUUCCUCUCUCUUCUCCCAUCUUCACCGUCUUUAGUUUCCUCCUUCUUUUCUUCCUGCCUCCUUCGGGCUUGCUUUCUUUUUCCCCUCAUUGCUACAACCUUCCUUCCUUGGUCUCUUGGUGUUUAUAUAGGAAACGUUAGGGAGAUAAGUAAUAAAAUGUGAAAGGAGCUGACGAAGGCUUGAUUUUCCUUUUAACAUCCUUUGCCUUUUGUUCUGCCAACGGGAGUCAUCGUCAAUGUAGCUGCAAUCCUCAGAAAUAUCGUUUGUUCAUAUGUUUUUUUUCUCCCGUUAAUCGUAAGCGGAUAGGGUGAGACUCAGUGGCGGAUCCAGGGUAGGGUCGGGGGGGCUGCCCCCCCCCCCUUAUUUUUAGACCAAACUGAGGCCCAAGGGGCCGAAAAAAUUUUUUUUUGAGGCCGGGGUCCCCCAUAUUGUAAGGUCUGGAUCCGCCACUGAGACUAAGGCUACGUUAAAAAGGAACCAAACGAAUUUUUGACCGGUUCAAAAAUUUGGCCGGACACGGAACCGUUCAAUAUUUUCGCUUUCUGGACACGGAACUCACGAAGCAGUUUGAGAAUUUUAAUUAUUCUCAGUUGUUUUUCCAUCUACCCAUGCGCAGAACAUUCCUUCAUCUGAAAUUCAGUAUGGCGUCUCCUAGCUGAGUUAACACGCAUCAAUGCAACCACGCCCUUGCUACACAAAAAUUUAGAAGGUUAAAGGUGUUCACACUUAAACGGACGAUAUUGUCUUUCAUCAGCAUUUUAUAGAAAUUUUUGUUUAUUUGCUUUUAGGUAUUUACUGGAAAUGAUGACAAGAACAGCAUUGUAAGAAGUGAACUAUAUGAGCCACUUGCUGCCAAGUUUAUUCGUUUUUAUCCAGUUACAUUUCACAGCAGCAAAGCAUUAAGGGUGGAGGUGUAUGGAUCUAAGCAAGGUUGGUCUCUUAGUACUUAUCCAAUACAUGCAGUUCAAAAGACAACCACAGCAUUAAAAAAUGCACUUUUUCUGAGUGUCAAUGUAUUUAACACGAAAGUACAAAUAAGGGACACUUUUUUUUACGGGACCGCCAUUUUACGUGCUCAUCCGACCCAAGGGAAGGUCUACCCGUUUGCAGGGUAAAAGCAGUACCUUCAUUUCUCAGUUAUUUUAAGACCUUGAGUAUUGGUCCGGCGCCGGGAAUCGAACCCGGGACCUUCCUCAAUGCAGUCGAACGCUCUACCGACUUAGCUAACCCUGCCGCUAAAUUCUGGUUUGUACAUAAGAUGCAAGGAAACUGACUUACCACUUGGUUCAGUGCUCAGUUUUAAUAGGGAGCUUAAGCAUGCAACCAUGACGGCGACGGCAUCAAAAACCUCACUUAAAGCAUCGGGGCUCUUUCAGACUUCAUCGCUUUUGUUUCAUCACGCUAAAUUUGUCAAAUGUUAGAGAAUUUUUCACGAGUUGAGUUCUGAAGGUCUGCAUCUCAGUUUUAAAAAAAGAAAAGGAAAGUCGUUGUCUUGCGUUCACAUUCUCCUUUAAACGUGAAAUUAAGGAGUUUCACUUCGUAGUCGUGCAGUGACGGCAAAGAAAUGUAGAAAAAAUACCUAAUGCAUGUGCAAAGUUGUUGUUUUACUUAUCUAAGGGCCCGUCUACACGUAUAUUCGUUUCUGUUUGAAAACAGAUUUUUUUUUUCUCCGGUUCAGCCUGCUUUCGCACUCACUAAUGCAGUAAAAACGGUCAACGAAAAGGCACCUUUUCAAUAACGCUCUCCAGAGUGGAGAUUUUUGAAAACGUACUCGGGUUUUCUUUUACGUGUGGACGGACGAAAACGGUUUCGAAUUCGGAAUACGAUGAUGUCAUACAUCAUAUAUUCCUAGCAUAACUCAUGCUCAAUAAUGAAGCUAUUGUAUUUCCAUCGUUUUAGCGUUUUCGUGUGGACGGGCGACUACGAUUCUAUGCUACGUUGGUUGCCUAUUUGCUUGAAAACGGAUGUAAAAUCUCCGUAAUAUCAAAAUAUCCGGAUACAUGUAGACAGGGCAAAACCUAUUGCCUUUUUGCCAUUGUCGUCGUUGCCUAGGCUUCCUAAUUACUGCCUGACCAAUCUUUGUACUUCUAUGCUUAUUUCACGUUUUCUUGUUUCCUCUCUGUUUACUUUUCUCCUUUACUUUCGAAAAAGGGUGCUUUUAAUAAUUGGAUUAACUAUAUUGAUUUUGUCCCUCCUCGUUUGUUUCCUUCUUUGUCAUUGUCACUAAUACGGAACGGAUGGAAAUUUAAAAAAGAGUUCAAAAACUGAUUAAUAAUUCAUAAAGAAAAAACAAAAGAAAUUUUAAAAGUUUAAUGAGUGACUUAACGGGGGCACCCAAUGACUGUUUUCUGUGGAAUAUCUGUUCUGAAAAGCAAAAAUUGCUCAGGAAUUUUUUAGGUCACCGUUCCAUUCGUGUACAAUUUUCGAAGCUUAUCUGAGAAAUUCCCUACGAUUUUCUAAAGUUAAGUUUUUCCAUUUCACUCCCCAGGUUAAGUCAUUUUUUAAUAGAAAGGAACGUUAAACCUAAAAUUUUUGGAACCAAAAAUGCGGUGCAGGGAAAAAUUCUCACUUUCGUAAAUCUCUAAAUUGCAGCUAAUGUGUUCGGAAAAAUAAUACUGAAGCCCUUGUAAUUUCGAAAAGACUCAAGUUGCCCUAGGAUGACCGAACAAAUAAAAAUUUUUAGCGCUACUUACAAUACAUUUCUAGAGAUCUAAAAGUACUCUGGAUAGCCUAAAAAGCGUUUCAAUGCAUUUAGGAGGAAACCGUCGUUGGGUGCCCCUCUCUUUAUACCUGAUAAAGACACGGCUAAACUUUACGUCCAAUUUUUUAGACCUAAAUAACGCCAAAGCUAAAUAUUAGUGCAAGAAUGAGUUGAUCUAUAUCAGAGAUUUUGAAGUCGUUCAAAAACUCGCAGUCUGUAUUAUCAGGUUUAAAACCUGAUAAUCGAAACUGCUCGUUUUUUAAACAGUACAUAAAAAUUCUUAAUAAAAAUGCCAUAUAUUUCUUGAUGUUUUUACAGGUUGCUUUGAAUCGUUUAAGAAUGAAAGAUUUCAACCGACCAGGGAUUUUACAAUUACAGCAUCCUCAGAAUAUAGGAGUUAUAAAGCUGAUUUUAGUCGCCUUUAUGGUACUCACGGUUGGUGCAGCUCUUCAGCAUCCCUACCUCAGUACUUACAGGCUGAUUUCAAUCAAAUUGUAACAGUCACAGGCGUGGCUACUCAGGGAGAUGCUAUAGAGGAAAACUGGGUGACAAAUUAUUUAAUCCGCUAUGGAUACGAUGGUAAAACAUGGAUUAGUUACGAAACUGGACAGGUAAAUUUGUACCAUGGAUUCAUAUAUCUGUCUGGAUUUGCUUGAAGGGACCUCAACGAGUUUUUCCCAGACAUUCUUAUUUGGGGCUUGUCUCCUUUACGUUUUUUCUUCGUUAUAACAUUCUGAAUGCACAAAUCCUCAUCGGUGUAAAAACCUGUGAAACUCACGAGUGACGUAAAACAAUGAAUACAAAGAAGCCACUGAGAAGUCAACACAGUAGAGCCAAGAAAAAUAAUAGCCAGAAAACGAACAACUUCACAGGUUUUUACAGCGAGGUAAACCCUAAAAUCAUGUGUUUAUAAUGCUGUUUACAUCUUUUUUCAACCCCCUCCCCCACUCCCCCUGACCCUACCAGGACCACCACUACCUGCGAUCAUUUUCCAUAAUUCUUAUGUUCGUGUGAAAAAAACAAUCCCUGACUUGAAAUCAGCGCGGGCGAUAGAAGUUGUUUUUUUGUGGUCGGUUAAAUUUCUAGAGUUCGUUUUGGCUACCUGGAGCAAAGUUUUCCGGAGAGACAUUAUUAAGCCUUAUGAAAGAACGAGUUUCACGAUUGGCAAUCGUCCAGUUGCCGUCGUCCAGUCUGUUACCGUAUUUCGUCUUAUUUUGCUACACGGGUGAGACACUGACCUCGGGCAGUGAGAAAGAAAAGUAUCAUAUUGCAAUUGCGAGCUUUGUUACAAGCGGUGGCGAAUCUUUGGCCUCAAAACGUAGGUUGUAGGAGUCGAACAAUGUACCCAUUUUUCAAUUUUACAGUUAUGGAUGGAAGCGAGGGUGACGGUGACCUUGUUUUGAUACAAACCUUUCCGCUUUAUUAUGUAAAUCAAGUUAUUCUUAUGCUAACUAGUAUUUUUCAAGGACAAUUUCCAUAACAAAGCAAAGGGGGUUUGUAUCAAAACAAGGUCACCGUCAGCCUCACAUUCACUCGAAGGCCAGGUUACUAAGUUCACAACUGUAAAAUGGUCUAUUUGUAGUCCGAUAUUGUCCGAUUACAGCUUGUAAUUUGAAGCUCCGCAAUGAAUCUAUUUGUACAGUAACUGUCUGUGACUAUCUAACGUACUAAAUAUUCAAAGGAAUGCAGAUUUAUUCACAUCUAUAGCUUAAAACUUUCAAGUAGACUUUAAGUGAGUAAGACAAAAUCACACAACCUUUUAACUAAUGAAUGUUUAAAUCUUACGUUUUGUCGGACAUAAUGUCAGUAGACAGAUAAAACAGAGAAGAUUAUUAUUUUGAAGCUGAAGAUUUACUCAUUGCUUAAUGUAUCCCUGACAACUUUGCUUGUUUGUUCGGUAAUUACCGGAAUUUGGAGGAAGGGGCCCCUGAACGGACAUUUGCAACCCCGCUUAGGCUGACUCGUCCACAGUCACGAGAAGCGUGAACGAAGGGAGCGCGAGGGGUGAUGGGAAGGAGAAAAAUUUCUCCUUCCCAUCACCUCUAGCGUUCCCCUUCAGCCGAUUUGGGAAUAUACCGCACAGAAUGUAGUCUCCUGUAAAUAAAAUUAUUUGUAUAUCUCCACUUACUUUGUUCUUGAUCUACCACUCAGCAUUUGACUGGAAACAGCGACAGAAGUACCAUUGUUGUCCACUGGUUUGCUUCCCCGUUUGCAGCGCAAUAUGUCAGAAUAUUUCCCAAAACACAUACUGGUGCAAUAUGUAUGAGGAUGGACUUGUUUGGCUGUAAGGAUUGUAAGUAUAAUUUCUUAGAGGAGGAUUUGUAAAAAUUUGAAUUCGUGGGAUACAUGUGCUGCCGUAUACAGCCAAUAAUUAAUAGUAAUAAUAAUUAAAAAAUUAUAACGCGCCUUUUCCAUGCAAAUAUGAUCAAAAGUGCGUUACAAUCCCCUGAAUGUUAAAAAAGAAAAUAAAAGCUCAAAUGUACAUAGCAAUUUAAGGUAAAAAGUAAAUUAAGCGUAAAAAUUUGAAUAAUCAAACGAGCUUAAUCUUGUCAAUCUUAGUAUAGCACGCAGCCGUUUUUGUCUCGUCACACAUCUCACGUCACCCCAUCUUGCUUCCUCGGUUAGCCAAUGAGAACAAGGAAUGUGCCUCAUCUUGCCCGCUAGCCGCAUAAUAAUUACUUUAGUGCUAUUUGGUAUGAUGCAGCACUUUCUAGCCUGCGCAAAGGAGAUGGGAUUGAGACAUUAACUGGCAGGCUAACUGCUGUCGUCGAAAACGGCGGAAUCUGCAUUUAAGAGUGAAGUUUGUAUCGUAAUGCAAACUUUUUUGCCAGUAGACAGUAGUUGUAUAGGUUGUCCCACAACUUCCGAGUUCAAUUUGCUAUUUAUUUGCACGAUUGUAUUUUUCAAAAAAGUAUCAAACGGGCAAAAAUUCACUGGAUCAAAAUUCGUCCACAAAACAUCCCCACAAUGCAAUUCGAUCGACACAACACCUGAACUCAGUCUCACGGGCAACCUCAAAGUGGCCAAUAAAGAUUUGGGGCACCUGAUUGGUUAUUAAACAAUUCUAUUGUUUUUUUGCUAAUCACAAUGCUUCAUGCUUCAUUCGUUGAUAAUUGAAUUAUAUUUCCUCGUUUUUGCACUUUGUUUACCUAUGGGCUGUUCACAGUCCCCUAUUUUUCCGCAAGUUCAUCGAGAUCGACCGCUUUGCAUUACGGCCGGCCAUAUAUCUUGGAUUUGUAUCAAAUCUACUUUCUGUCCUCCCCCACCCCCCCACCCCCCGUAGACAUAAACCCCAGAUGCUAUAAACCCCGGCUCGAUCUUGAAAAUGCAUUAUUACUCUCAGCCAAUCAGAUUCAAUAAACCUAAUGGAGUGUAACAUUGAGAUAUUUUAUUUGAUAAGUUUGCCUAAGUUAUUUCUUGUCGUCUAUACAUUGAUUAUUCGCUUGUCUUUUUCAGUCCAAGUUUCGUUACCGUUAAACAUUGGUCUCGAUGAUGUUCGUUUGAUAGCCGACCCUUCUGAAUCUGUCACCUUGACCUGUGUGUCUAGUUACAGCCCUCGACAACCCUCUCGGUAUAGUUGGAGCAGAGAUGGAAUGGGGCUGUCUGGCACAACCUCCUCUCUUACCAUACCAUACAACAAUGCCAGUAAUAUCUACAAUCACUUUUGUGCAAGAAAACUCCCUUCAGCCAGUGGAGUCCAGUGUAAUUCAACCUACCAAUGCUCUGCAUCACUUUCUGGAAUACAAGGCAGUUAUCUGACCACUGCAAAUGUUAUAGUGUCCUUAAGUAAGCAACAAUUUGUGCGUACCUUGGAACGCCUUUUUGCUCGUUAUUGUGAAUGUGAAAAUUAAUUUAAUAUACGGGAUCACGCAGUUUUCAAUAACUAACAUAAUUUAAGUCCUUUAUAAGGAUACGAAAAUAUUGCAUUCUAACAAUACAUGACUGUAAACGGUAUUAGAUGAACAAGGAAGUACUUUCUAAAAAUACCUCAAACUUUAACGUAUUGCAAGUGGGUAACGUAUUUUUAAUGCGUUUGUUUAUUCGUUGAUUUUGUCACUUGUUCAACCGUUUAAUUGCUGGGUAUUACAUAAACUUAUAAAUAAGGCUCAUUAUGAGGCACAUUUUUGUUGUUUUCAGAGAAACCAGGCCAGCCAGUUGUUCAAGUUAAUCCAAGUGACCUUAAAGCAAGAUCAGCAUUAGUCACAUGGUCGUAUAAUCCUGGAGCGGAUGAGAUGCGUGUAACUGCCUACAAUCUUGAGUAUCGAAAUAGUACUUCUACACUUGAUAUACAUUUGGGACUUGUAUUAAGUAAACGGAUUUUCAACCUCAGGCCAUACACAGCCUACAGUGUUAGGGUGUUAGCCGACAGUGUCUUAGGAAAGAGUCUGUGGAGUAAUUUCCAGAAUUUCACAACAAAAACUGCCAGUAAGUGAUGAUGCAAAUUAGAUGCAGUGCUAAUAGAGGAUAUUACAUGGCCGCGCGGAGAUACGAAAUUUCUCUUCGAGUGUUGAAAAAAUAUUUUUUCAACACGAGUAGAGAAAUUUCGUUUCUCCAAGCGGCCAUGUAAUGUUCUAUUUAUUAUAUAAACACCAAUGAAAUACCAAACCAUUUCACUUUAACAGUUUUUUGGUGUGAAAGGCGCGAUUUAUCAUGUAGCCAUAGCAAAGGUGAUAUUAUCACUGUGCGAAGAUAACAUGUUACUUUCACAUGUGAAGAUAGCAAGUUUUCGCGCGAAAGCUCACCUGGUAUUUCAUUUGUGUUUAUAUAAUAGAGAAUGAUAAUUUAUAUAAUCCGUUAUUUUUCCAAAAUAUUGACCACUACAUCGUUGUGGCGGUCCCACUCAGUCGGGUAAGAAAUAUUGACUACUGCUAAACAUAUAAUCGAUAUUUUCAGUUUUUAUUUUCACUAAAAUCUGAAGAACUGUGACAGAUGAUCAUAAAGGUGUGUAAGCAAACUGAUUCAUUGAUUUUUCAUGUAAUAAUCAGGCGUCCGGUCAUAGGGCAGAGCUAUUCUGAUUGAGUAUCAAUCAAUCUAAACUUUACUUGUUACUUUCCCUUUUUAGAGCCUGAAGUCGAUGUCCAGAUCGUGAGUGUAACAAGUCCUACGUCGCAGUCAAUUCUUGUGAAAUGGCAGGUAAACAUCAGAUUUAUUUUAACAAAACCUACUUCCAUGCUUCUCCAAAGACUAUCACCCAGUCGCUAUUGAGGUGUGCGGAUCUUUCCCUCGCCCUCCCCCCUCCCCCCCUCCGACGCCUCAAUCCUCUCUUACCCUAAAACUCAUAAAUGGCGACUGUGUACGAGUCAGAUUUCCUCAUUGUAGAAAGAAAAAACUGUGUAACCACUGCAUCUUCUGUGUAAACACUGCCAUCGUUGUUCAUUUAAUAUGUUCACGACUUUGUGUAAGCAAAGGAAAGAAAGUGACGGCUUGAGAUAAUUGUCUGCAUCAAUCCCGCAAAUGUAUCAUUUUCAGAUCUUAAAGUUUAAUGGCGUUCACUGUGAAAAGGUUUGAAAAUAAACAUAAAUAAUGGGGAGGAGACUGGUUAUUUAAGCCGCGAACAUCACUGGAAAGACAAAAAUAACUCUGCGGCUGUUUAUGAAGGGAGGUCCGUGACAGUUCACAAUCCUUAAUUGUUUUUUGUUCUCAUGAAUUAUGAAUGAAUGAACUAAUCCCGAUUUGAUAGAAAUGAUAUUGAAUUAUGCACCGUCAAGCCCCCAAAAAGCUAACAAAAACAUACAUAUAAAAAAAACCUUUGACAGGCUUGAUUGACUACGGUAUAAAGUAUAUAAAGUAUGUUUGCAAUAGCUGUGGAUUCACAAGUAUGUCAAAAAGAACGAAGAAGGACCAAUACACUGAAUACAAAAAACAAUAACAGCAACAAUUGCACGGAGGAGGGUUUCCUUGCUGGAUAUUUACCAUAAUCUGCGGCGGUCUCCAAAUUCUGGUCUCGCAGUUAUGACAGUUGUAGUGACUUGCAAGCAAAUGUUAGAAGAUAACCACGGGUAUGUCCGUAUGAGCAUGCAAGGUUUAACUAGGAGGAAGAGAAAUUAUUUAACGAUGUAUUACUUGAACACUAAUUCAGUCAUGUUCAUAUCCAAGAUACCAAGCACCAAAAAUUUAAACGGACCCCUUAGAGGGUACAGCAUUGAAUACAAGGAAGAAGGGAAACCUUCAUGGACAACAGUCAAUGUCAGUGACUCAUCAACCGAUAAGACCUUACAGAAGCUGACGAAAUGGACUGUAUAUUUCAUUAGAAUCGCAGUCAGUAAUGGCGACUUUCUUGGUCCACCGGGUCCUGAAAAGCAAGUUCGGACGCUAGAAGAUGGUUUGUAUACUCCUUAA